This is a messenger RNA of Vittaforma corneae ATCC 50505, 807 nucleotides long. RefSeq lists its product as uncharacterized. The record is from RefSeq and is a predicted model, not a curated record. The transcript has a single exon. Lineage: Eukaryota; Fungi; Microsporidia; Nosematidae. Gene Ontology annotation, molecular function: ATP-dependent protein folding chaperone; ATP binding.
UUGAGAGAUGCUGGCCUUGAAAAAAAGGAUAUCAAGCAUGUUAUUCUAGUUGGAGGAAUGACAAAGAUGCCAUAUAUACGAAAGUUAGUCAAAGAGAUCUUUGGAACCGACCCCAUCACGGACGUGGAUCCAGACGAGGCUGUGGCACAAGGUGCAGCAAUACAGGCAGGAAUUCUAUGUGGAUCAGUGGACGGCAUGCUGCUAUUGGACGUUACGCCACUCAGUCUUGGAAUUGAAACGCUAGGUGGGGUAUUCAGCAAAAUCAUAAACAGAAACACGACGAUACCGUUUAAGCAAACGGAGACUUUUUCUACGUCAGAAGACAAUCAAACAGAAGUUGACAUUAGAAUUUAUCAGGGCGAGAGGCCCCUUGUUUCUGGAAAUAUGUUUCUGGGAUCGAUUAAGUUGAAGAAUAUCCCAAAAGCAUCUCGUGGAAAGCCCAAAAUAGAUGUUACGUUUGAGGCCGACUCAAAUGGGAUUAUAAAAGUAAGCGCAGAGGACAGCAUUAGCAAAAAAAGACAGGAAAUUGAAAUAACACCGUCGUCGGGUCUGACCGAGGAGGAGGUUCUAAGAAUGAUAAAAGAAGCUGGAGACCAAAGAGAAAAGGACAGAAAAGCAGCCGAAGCCAUCGAUUUUAGAAAUGAGCAUCAAAAACACUUAGAGUAUCUCCUUGGCUCGUCGAUUAAGCUUCCCGAGGAUGUUGCUAAAAUGGCUCACGACCUGAAGAGCCUAAUUUCUGAGGAGGUGUUUGAUGUAAAACUCGCAAAAAGCCAGCUUAAGCAGAUAGAAAAACGGAUGACUUUAUGA